Molecule: messenger RNA, 1305 nt
Organism: Drosophila albomicans
Lineage: Eukaryota; Metazoa; Arthropoda; Insecta; Diptera; Drosophilidae
Gene: Mdh1
Product: malate dehydrogenase, cytoplasmic
Exons: 2
Coding region: 111-1112 (333 amino acids)
Biological process (GO): oxaloacetate metabolic process; tricarboxylic acid cycle; malate metabolic process
Cellular component (GO): cytosol; mitochondrion
Molecular function (GO): L-malate dehydrogenase (NAD+) activity
Source: RefSeq, a predicted model, not a curated record
UUAAAUUUUGGUAUUUUUUGAAGUGCAUCUUGCGGCCUCUCGAAAGUGCUUAUUAUCAAUUAUAAUUUGGAAGUUUAUUUUCACAGACUGGUUUGAGACCGCAACAAAUAAUGGCUGAACCUAUUCGCAUUGUGGUUACUGGCGCUGCCGGUCAAAUCGCCUACUCUUUGCUCUACAUGAUCGCUAGAGGCGAAGUGUUCGGCAAGGACCAGCCAUUGAUCCUUCACUUGCUGGACAUUCCACCCAUGGUUGGUGUGCUUGAGGGCGUUGUCAUGGAGUUGGCCGAUUGUGCCUUGCCACUGUUGCGCGAAGUUGUGCCCACAACUGAUCCCCUGGUGGGCUUCAAGGAUGUUUCGGCCGCUUUCCUGGUCGGUGCCAUGCCACGCAAGGAGGGCAUGGAACGCAAGGACUUGCUGUCUGCCAACGUGAAGAUCUUCAAGGUGCAAGGUGAAGCCUUAGACAAGGUGGCCAAGAAGGAUGUGAAAGUCCUUGUAGUUGGCAAUCCUGCCAACACCAACGCCUUAGUGUGCGCCAACUACGCACCAUCAAUUCCACGUGAGAACUUCUCGGCGAUGACUCGCCUGGAUCAGAAUCGCGCCGCUUCGCAGAUUGCCAACAAGUUGGGCGUCUCCAUCAACGAAGUGAACAACAUCAUCAUCUGGGGCAAUCAUUCCUCGACGCAAUACCCGGAUGCUGCCCAGGGCAAGGUUCUUGUUAAAGGCGAAUGGAAAUCAAUUGCUGAGGCCGUUAACAAUGAUGCUUAUCUGCAAGGUCAAUUCAUUGAGACGGUGCAGAAGCGUGGCGCUGCUGUGAUUGGUGCUCGCAAAAUGUCGUCAGCAAUGUCGGCGGCAAAGGCUGCUUGCGAUCAUAUGCAUGAUUGGUGGAACGGCACCGCACCGGGCAAAUUUGUGUCAAUGGGUGUGUUCUCUGAUGGCAGCUAUGGGUCGCCAAAGGAUGUGGUCUUCUCAUUCCCUGUGGAAAUUAAGAACAAACAAUGGAAAAUCGUCGAGGGCUUGGCCAUUAGUGAGUUUGGCAAGUCGAAAUUGAAUAUUACCAGCAAGGAGUUGGAGGAAGAGAAGAAUGAGGCCUUGUCCGUGUUGGAUUCGAAUUGACUAGCCGGCUCAGGGGACUCCAAAUUGUGAGGAUUGUGAGGCGUUAAUCCUAGUUGCACAUUUUGAAGUAGGCUUUUAAAACACACCCCCAACUUUUAUUUUUGUUAGAAAUGCAUUUAUGAAAAACAAACAUUUCACACAUGGCAAUAAUCUUUUGUAUAUAAUAUUAAUAAAAACGUAGUUUCAAACAGUA